CAGCUGGUGUCAGGCUUAGGGUUUUACCAGUGUGAGCAGCAGUGUCUCAUUGGCCCUGUAUUGAUCAGCGAUCGUGAUGGCUAAGUGGGGUGAAGGAGAUCCUCGAUGGAUAGUAGAGGAGAGAGCUGACGCCACCAACGUCAACAACUGGCACUGGACAGAGCGAGAUGUGUCCUCCUGGUCCUCGGAGUGCCUCCAUCAGUUGCUGCUCGGUGUGCAGGUGGAGGGACCUGAGGGUGUCUGCCAUCUGACCGAAGUCACUAAGCUGGAGGGAGAAGCUUCCAUCAAUAACCGCAAAGGGAAGCUCUUCUACUUCUACGAGUGGCAGCUGAGACUCAGCUGGCUGGGGAUGUCCUGCAGGGGAGUGAAGUUCAGAGGAACUAUUGAUGUGUCCAACCUGUCUGACGAGAAUGACGAGGAUGACCUGGAUAUCUGCGUGGCUCUCUGUAAAGACCAGCCCAACACACCUCUCCUGGACCUCAUGAAGACCUCCGGCAUCCAGGAGGUUCGCAGGGUUCUGGGCGAGUAUGUCCAGCGGCUCAAAUCAGAGUUUGGUCAGGGAAUGAUUCUUCCCACCACCAACGCACUGAAGCAGCAUUCAUCUGUGUCGACCAAGAAGAAUGAGGUUAAGACCAAUAAAACCCAAAUUAGCCCCGCCCCCAAGUGCUCCUCCAGUACCGCCCCCUGUCCCACAGGUGAUCGUAACCAAACCUGCAGUUUCGAUCUGAAAGAAACAUUCCAGACCAACGCUCAUGAACUCUACAGGACAUUCAUCAGCCAAGAGGUGAUCCAGGUGUUUUGUUUUGUUUUUUUCUUC
Maylandia zebra (zebra mbuna) is the source of this 817-nucleotide messenger RNA. Its product is annotated as activator of HSP90 ATPase activity 1. The record is from RefSeq and is a predicted model, not a curated record. Lineage: Eukaryota; Metazoa; Chordata; Actinopteri; Cichliformes; Cichlidae. Gene Ontology annotation, cellular component: cytosol. Gene Ontology annotation, biological process: positive regulation of ATP-dependent activity; protein folding. Gene Ontology annotation, molecular function: protein-folding chaperone binding; ATPase activator activity.